This is a messenger RNA of Aureococcus anophagefferens, 2154 nucleotides long. RefSeq lists its product as hypothetical. Gene Ontology annotation, molecular function: protein kinase activity; protein binding; ATP binding. The record is from RefSeq and is a predicted model, not a curated record. Bases 1 to 2154 code for a protein of 717 amino acids. The transcript has 2 exons. Gene Ontology annotation, biological process: protein phosphorylation. NCBI's taxonomy places the organism in Eukaryota, Pelagophyceae, Pelagomonadales, Pelagomonadaceae.
AUGGCCUGGCUCUUCAAGGGUUCGUCGGGCGGCGCGGGCCUGAGCCUCCACGACGUCAAGGAGCCCGUCUUCAAGAAGGAGCCCGUGGACUCGGGCCUCGCGUCGGCGUCCUUCUCCCUCUUCGCCGGGGCGCGGCGCGCCGACGGCGAGGGCGUGUCCGUCUUCCGCCUCGAGCGGUCCAAGGGCGACGAGGGCUCGACCAAGGUCCAGAGCGCGCUCAAGUGCGUCAAGCUCGCGAAGACGCUGCGCCACCCGCACGUGCUCCCGUUCCACGAGGGCGAGGCGGCCGAGGCCGGCGGCGGCGAGGUCUCCGUCGUCACCGACGAGGUCCUGCCGCUCGAGGAGUGGCUCAAGGUGAACGGCGGCGGCGACCCGCGGACCCUGGCCUGGGGCGCCUACUGCGCGCUCCAGGCGCUGGGCUUCCUCCACCAGAGCGGCCGCGCGCACGGCGGCGUGUCGCCGGACGCGUUCUUCGUGACGAACGGCGGCGACUGGAAGCUCUGGGGCUUCGAGCUGAGCUGCAAGGUCGUGCCCGGGUCCGGCGACGACGACGCCCUGGGCUUCUUCCGGGCCCACGAGCACCUCGUCGACGCGCGGUACCGGUCGCCCGAGCGCCGAUCGCGCGACUGGGAGCUCGUCGCCGGCGGCAAGACGGGCGCCGUCGAUGUCUACGGCUUGGCGCGGGUGCUCGAGGACGCCUACGGGGACCGCGUGCCGCGGGAGCUCGCCGUGUGGAUCCGGCGCAUGGUCAACGACGACCCGGUGAGGCGGCCGUCGGCGGACUCGGUGCUCCGGGGCUGCCCGCUCUUCCGCCAGCCGCUCAUGAAGGAGAUGCAGGCGCUGCAGGACCUGCAGGCGUCGUCGCUGGAGGACCAGGUCGGCUUCUACCGGCGCCUCGACGCGGCGACGAGCCGCCUGACGCCCGACGGGCUGCCGUGCAAGGGCGCGCUCGACGAGACGCUGUGGCGCGGCGCGUGCGUCCACAAGCUGCUCCCGCGGCUCCUGGCGACGCUGGACAUCGCCCUGGCGGGGUCGUCGGAGCCCGACGCCGCCGCGAAGCGCCGCGCCGUCGUGUCCUGCGCGCUGCCGCUCCUCGUGCAGAUCGUCGACAUGCUGAAGGUCGGGGGCGAGGCGCCGCCGCCCGCCGACGGCGCGGCCAAGUACGCCGCGGCGGCGGAGCAGCGCGUCGUCGCGAAGAUCGUCACGGCGCUCGAGACCGUGCUCGUCAUCCGCGACCCGGCCGUGCGCCUCGAGGCUUUGAAGCGCGCGGACGCGCUCGCGCCGCUCCUGUCCGCGGACUACAUCAACCGCAAGCUCUUCGACGCGCUGCUGCUGGGCUUCGGCGACGCCAACGACGACGCGCGGCUGCUGACGCUCAUGGCCAUGCUCGCCAUCGCGCCGCGGCUCAACGAGAAGAACCGCACGGACCGCCUGCUCCGCGUCGUCAAGCGCCUCGAGAACGACAAGGCCGCGAAGAUCCGGACGAACGUCAUCAUCUUCUACGGCCGCCUCGCGCCGGAGCUCUCGGAGCAGCUCCGGCACAAGGUCGUGCUCCCCGCCUUCGUCAAGGCCCUCGACGACAAGAUCCCCUUCAUCCGCCUCGCGGCGGUCCGCGCGCUCGGCGCGACGCGCGACGUCUUCAACGCGCAGAUCGGCGCGCGCUUGAUCGCGCCGAAGCUCGUGCCGCUGGCCGUGGACGUCAACGGCCACGUCCGCGACGCGGCGAUCCCCUGCCUCGAGGCCUACCUGUCGGAGGUGCGCAAGGAGGCGGAGCGCAUGACGAAGGAGGACGCGGCGCGGGAACAGCAGGCCGCGGAGAAGCGCGUCGCCGAGGUCGAGGCGGCGAAGCACGCGCCGCCGCCGCCGGCCGCGGCCGCCGCGCCCGCGGCGGCCGAGGCGGCCGCGCCCGCGGCGCCGGCCGACGACGGCGGCGGCUGGGCGUCGUGGGCCGUCGGCAAGGUCGGCGCGGGCCUCGGGGCCGGCGCCGCCGCCGUCGGCAAGGGCGUCGCGACGGCCGCGACGGCCGCCAAGGCCGCGCUCGAGCGGAAGCAGAAGAUGGCCGCGGAGAAGGAGGCGAAGAAGGCGAACAUGUUCGGGCCGAAGCCCGUCGCCUCGAAGCUCCCGAACGACGACUCCAUGUGGGACGACUUUUGA